Messenger RNA from Plasmodium relictum, 894 nucleotides. RefSeq lists its product as hypothetical. The transcript is spliced from 2 exons. Lineage: Eukaryota; Apicomplexa; Aconoidasida; Haemosporida; Plasmodiidae. The coding region runs from base 1 to 894 and encodes 297 amino acids. The record is from RefSeq and is a predicted model, not a curated record.
AUGACAAGCGGAAACUUUUCUAUGAUUCUUUUGAAUAUCGCUCUUGUCCUUUUUGGUAUAAGUUAUUCGGAAAGAGAUGGAUCAAAUAAUAAUACUUUAGAAACAAAUUUAAAUAAUAACACAGGGAGGGGAAAUCUUGAUUCUCAAAAUUCUUUAUUAUUUAAAGAUGAAUAUAAUGCUGAUGACUUUUAUUUGAAUAUUCAAGAUGAUAUAUUACAAGAAUCUAACAAUCCACAAGUGUAUAAUCUAAAAGGUCCCAGAGGAGGAAACCCAUCACAUGAUCAUAUACUUAAGGAACGUCCUUUAAAAAUAUUAAGAGGACAAUUAUAUGUUCAACGAAGAAAAUUGUUACAUAUGAAGAAAAAAGUAGAUGAAAUUCAUAAAACCUUAAGUCAGAGAUUGGAAAAAUUUUGUACACUUCCAGAAAGAGGAUACUCUUUCCAUAAUUUUGCAAAUGUUGAUGAUGGAGCUAAUGAUAUAUAUGGCAUGUCAUAUGAAAACAACACGGAGUACAGUAAUGUGAUAAUUUAUAGUAGACAAAUCAUAAAAUAUUUGAAUCAAAAAAAGCAUACUAAGGAAGUUUACACUAGUGCAUUCUUACCAACUAUACAGAAAAAUAUAGCACUUCAACGUUAUAUUAAAAAUACAAUUGAUGAAUGUUUAAAUUUAAUAGAAUUUAUUCAUAAAAAAAAAGGAAAAAUUGACAAUAUAGGAGAAUAUUUGAAAGAAAACAAUACAAAUACCUCUGUGGCCUUAUAUUCACAUGAUAAUGGAAGUAAUGGUAUUUUUAGCAGUACAACAGCUAAAAUAACUUUUGGUAUAUUAGGUUGUUUACUUGUUAGUGGUGGUAUAGCAUUUGCUUUUUAUUAUAAAAAAAUAAUGCUCAAAAAUUGA